UUGUUAACCCGGAAGACAACACACCUUCUCAAAAUUCCUACGAGUUAUUGCUUAGGCAAAGUGGCCUUGGCACUUGUCCUGUGCCUUGGCUUCGGCAUCAUCAGUCAACCCGGCACGGACGCCAAAGCGAAACACCCUCCAAUCCCAUCUCCUCUCUUCCUUCUUCCCUCCAAAUACCCUAAAUGCUGCCCCCCACAUUUUUAUUUGAAACGGAAUUAUUGAAAAACAAAGUCAACCCCAGAUCAUUAAAAAGGAAAAAAAAUCAUUGGUCUUUCUCGAUUGUUGGGUCUUUGAGAUAUGUCGUCGGAGAUCGAGGUGGUGGAGGAGACUGUACCUUUGAAGCAAUUGAGUGGCGCUGUAGCGAAUGGAAAUGAAUAUGGGGGAGGGCAUCAUGGGGUUGUUGGUGAUGUUGCUGAUGAUGAGAGCUUGAAGAACGAUGUCUAUACCGCUGCUGCUUAUGGGGAUUUGGAGAAACUUCAGAGGUUGGUUGAGUCCGAGGGUUGCUCUCUUUCCGAGCCUGAUGGCCUUGGUUACUAUGCCCUCCAGUGGGCUGCUUUGAAUAAUAGAACCGCAGCUGCUCAGUACAUCAUCGAGCAUGGUGGAGAUGUGCAUGCGGUGGAUCAUAAUGGACAGACAGCCUUGCACUGGAGUGCAGUCCGUGGUGCAGUACAGGUUGCUGAGGUUUUACUCCAAGAGGGUGCUCGUGUUGAUGCUGCUGAGAUCUAUGGUUACCAGAUUACACAUGUUGCUGCCCAAUAUGGUCAGACUUCUUUUCUCUAUCAUGUUGUUUCGAAAUGGAAUGCUGACCCUGACCUUCCUGAUAACGAUGGGCGAAGCCCUUUACACUGGGCUGCCUAUAAAGGUUUUUCCGAUUGCAUUCGUCUUCUUUUAUUUCUUGAUGCACAUAGAGGGCGUCAGGACAAGGAGGGUUGCACUCCUCUCCAUUGGGCAGCUAUCAGGGGUAAUCUUGAGGCUUGCACAGUCUUAGUACAGGCUGGCAAGAUGGAGGACUUGACGGUCACUGAUAAUAGUGGCCUUACACCUGAACAGCUCGCUUCUGAAAAAAAUCAUAGACAAGUUGCUUUUUUCCUUGCAAAUGCUAGAAGGCUGCUUGAAAAACGAUGUGAUGGGAAUAGCCGUCUUGGACGAUUUACAAGAUUAAGACUUGCACCAUUUCUUUGGUGCAUUAUCUUGCUACUAUUAGCGACCUAUAUUCAAUCUGUCAUAAUGGAUGCAAAUCUGCCAAAGUUGACGGCUGGAUUUAGCUUCAUGGCUUGGUUUGGUGUUAUCCUGGCAUCUACUGGUUUAGUUAUGUUUUAUAGGUGUAGCAGCAAAGAUCCCGGUUACAUCAAGAUGAAUGUCCAUGACCCUAUGAAUAUGAAAGAUGAUGAACCCUUACUGAAGAUUGAGACAAAUAAUCCUUCUUUGCUAGCUGGAAAUUGGUCUCAACUUUGUGCGACAUGCAAGAUUGUUAGGCCUCUUCGUGCAAAACACUGCUCCACUUGUGAUCGUUGUGUUGAACAGUUUGACCAUCAUUGCCCUUGGGUAUCAAAUUGUGUUGGAAAGAGAAACAAAUGGGACUUUAUUCUUUUCCUUGUUUUAGAGGUUUCGGCGAUGCUGAUUACUAGUGGAGUUACUAUUGCAAGAAUUGUGAAGGAUCCAUCAGCUCCCUCAUCAUUUUUCCCAUGGAUGAACUAUGCUGUUUCUCACCAUGUUGGUGCUAUAUCCUUUUUGAUUGUAAAUUUUUUCCUCUUCUUUGGUGUGGCAGCCUUGACCGUUAUACAGGCUUCUCAGAUAUCUCGCAAUAUAACAACAAAUGAAAUGGCAAAUGUCAUGCGCUAUAGCUACCUCAAGGGUCCUGGUGGUCGAUUUAGAAAUCCAUAUGAUCAUGGAUGCUGGAAGAACUGCUCAGAUUUCCUGAUCAAAGGCUACAACGAAGACAUUCAGGUUAUUGAAGAUGCAGCACAUUCUGAAGGUAUUGGGAUGGUCCAAAUGACUAGGGAAAAUGGUAGUCUUGGGAACAAAAACGGCCAUAUUGCUAUAAAUGUGAAUUCUAGCAAAACCAAUACACAUCAAGGGCAUCUUCACUCUUCCCAGUGCACCUAUAGUAAGUCGGAAACCGAGAGUGGGACUGUGGGGUUGGGUCAUGGUAGUGGACGGAGCAGUGCAUAUUCAGUGUGAGUCAAAACAAACUGAUAUGCAUAUUGUAUGUAUUAUAAGCAUACAUACAAUUUCAGCUUUUGUUUUGUUAAUCUACGGGUUUGCUUCAUUUUUU
This is a messenger RNA of Gossypium raimondii (Peruvian cotton), 2275 nucleotides long. RefSeq names its product protein S-acyltransferase 24. The coding region runs from base 298 to 2181 and encodes 627 amino acids. The transcript is spliced from 13 exons. Gene Ontology annotation, cellular component: Golgi membrane. The record is from RefSeq and is a predicted model, not a curated record. Gene Ontology annotation, biological process: protein palmitoylation. Lineage: Eukaryota; Viridiplantae; Streptophyta; Magnoliopsida; Malvales; Malvaceae. Gene Ontology annotation, molecular function: protein binding; palmitoyltransferase activity.